UAGUGGCUGGCAAACCGAUCAGUCGCCAGUUAACAUUUCUCCAUUGAUGUUGGUACUGCCUGGCUGUUACGAAGAAAUUUGAAAAUAGAAAACACACACAAAAUAUUCUAUGAAAAGUUCUCAAAAUAAAAUUCAUUUCGAUUUGUGUGAUUGACUCAAGUGAAGGUGUUCAUCCGUGUAACACACAUCUGAUUAAGAAAUUAACGAGAAAAAGUUCUAAAUAAACAAAUUCCAAAUCAUGUUCAACUGUCGAAAAAUACGGCCACUGUUGAUGUUGGUGUUACUCGCCGUCGCCAUUCAAAGCCCCAAGUCAUUGGCAUUGCCGGUAGCAGAAGCAGAGGCAGAAGCCGAGGCAGAAGUUGUGGCAUCGAAAAACGUCAAUGAUCCCGCCAAAUUGUUGGUCAUAACCGAAGAUGUGAUACCCGACAAAGUGGAAAUGGACCAAAAGAAGGUGAUACGUGUCAAUCCGCUCGAUUUACCACCCAUCAAAGAGGAUCCCAAUAAAUUGAGCGAAGAUUCGUCGUUGUACAAAAUCCAAUCGAUUAAACCCUACAAGGGUAAACGUAAAUAUGCCAAUUCACAAAAUAUGCGACGUCUCAAGGGAUCGAAUGACGCAAAGGCCAGUGGCCCAGUGGAAGACUCACCCAUUGUACGAGGAUUGCCGGCUAGCCCACAAAAGUUUGUAAAACCUAAACAUCAGCCAAAAAAGAAACACUUACAUUUUCUUUACAAUCAGGACGAUUUGUUAGGUGACAUAGUGUCGAAGACAAUGCGUGUCCAUACCGCUCCCGGAGCCUAUCCAGUCUUUUAUGCCGUGGCCAAGACCAACGGACAGUUCGGUAAAUAUCCCCUGAAGAAUUUCAGUACUCCGCGGGAGUUUAGAAAAUAUUUACAAAAAAAUAAAGUGGAAAAUGUACAAUUAGUGGAAACUGUAUACGAUAAGGAAUUAAUUUGAAUUAAGCUCUCUGUCUUUCUUUCCUACGCUCCUAAAGGAGAGAGCUUCUUUUUAAUUUUAAGCUGUAAAUAAGUAUUGUAUUUAAGUAUUUAAAUAUUUAUCUUAGUCUGUAGCAUUCUUCAAAGUUUUUUUUUUUUUUUU
Messenger RNA from Musca domestica (house fly), 1096 nucleotides. RefSeq lists its product as uncharacterized. Lineage: Eukaryota; Metazoa; Arthropoda; Insecta; Diptera; Muscidae. The transcript is spliced from 2 exons. Bases 239 to 955 code for a protein of 238 amino acids. The record is from RefSeq and is a predicted model, not a curated record.